AUGUCCGACGAACAAAAAGCGCUUCGUAACGAGCUCAAAAAGUACUACGACGAUGUGUUGAAAUUGAAAGAGCCUAAUGGACUGGAGAUCUAUCCUAUUUUCCAAAUCUUGCCGCCCAGAAAAGACUACCCAGACUACUAUAGGCUCAUUCGACACCCCAUGUCGCUGAGCACCGUCAAAAAGAGGCUCAACAACAAUUACACACACCCUCAAGAGUUUAUCCAAGAUUUGGCUCAAAUUACGUGGAACGCGCGCACGUAUAAUACCAAGAAUUCGGACAUAUACAAUUACGCAACGGUUUUGGAUACGUUCAUCAAAGAAAAACUUCUUCCAAGCCUUCGAGAGAGCUUUUCUGGCUUGUACUAUCCGAAUCUGGGACCCUUGCCAGACGAGUUAGAGUCAAUGGCCCACGAACAUAAAAACCAAGACAUGGCCGAACUUCGUGCUGGAUCCGAUCUUUUCAAUAACCAGGAUCAUAGUGGCAACACUACGAACAACAACAGCGACUUUGAAAAUGCCGACGGCACAAACGAUGAGGACGAUGAAGAAAUGGACGACGAUUACAACGAUCGUGGAAACUCACAGCUUCUCAAGAUGAGAGCUCCAGGAUCUGCCCAGUCGCCCGGUCCAGGGCCUUUCCAGACAUCGUCUCAUUCUAUGACGCCCACCCCCUUGUAUCAAAGACAUCAGCAACAAAAAACUCACAUGAGACGCGGACGACCUCCCGUUAUCGAUCUUCCCUUUGAACAGCGGAUUAAAAAUGUAUUGAAGAUUUUGAAAAAGGAUACAAAUCACCGAGGGGAAAACAUAACUGCCCCACUAGACAGGCUCCCCGACGAAGAACGUGAACCUCAGUACUAUACGCUGAUCUCCAACCCAAUUUCAGUUGACGACAUCCGCAAAAAGGUCAAGCAAAGAAAAUACAGAACCUUUCAAGGUUUCCAGCAAGACUUUAAAGUGGCAAUUGCCAACUACCAGCUGUACCACAAAUCGCAGCCUGUCGAAUUGAAACGUGCCGCUGAGCUCGAAGCUAGGUUUUCAGAGCUUGCCCAGCACGAGCUUUCGAGAACUGACGAACAGUAUAUGACUGAUGGUGAACUCAAGUAUCCUCUGAACGAGGUGGACCACAAUGGCACUACAUACAAGAUUGGAGAUUGGAUUCUAAUUCACAACUCGAAUGACCCCAAAAAGCCUACCAUAGCACAAAUUUUCAGGCUGUGGCACACCUCCGAUGGUCGCCGUUGGCUAAACGCUUGUUGGUAUUUGAGACCUGAACAGACGGUGCACAGGGCAGAUCGUAUUUUCUACAAAAACGAAGUGGUGAAGUCGGGUCAAUACAGAGACCAUCUAGUUGACGAAAUAGUCGGUAAGUGCUACGUUUGUCACUUUACUAGGUAUCAGCGCGGGGACCCAGACUUGGAAAUUGAGGGUCCUCUAUUUGUUUGUGAGUUUAGGUACAACGAAAGUGAGAAAGUAUUCAACAAGAUUCGUACUUGGAAAGGAUGUCUGCCGGAAGAGAUACGCGACGUUGAAGAAUCCACCAUACCGGUAAUGGGUAGAAAGUUUUUCAAGUACGACUCCCCCAUCAAGCAUCUGUUGCCAACCAAUGCUACCGUUAACGACCCUAUUCCAAUGCCUACUGAAGGAGCGGUCAACGCCCCACCUCUCAUUGGUGCCGUAUACCUGAGGCCCAAAGUAAGAAAAGAUGAUCUCGGCGAAUACUCAACCUCCGAAGAUUGUCCGCGUUACAUCAUUAGGCCCGGGGACCCUGUCGAACCGGGAAAAGUUGAUAUGGAAACCGGUACUUUGGUAACAAAUUCACAAACAACUACCAAUCUUACAAAGACCAUACCCUCGACAACGCGGCUGGCUUCUCUGACGAAGACAAGGAGCGGGACCGGCUUAUCUGGAAUGCGUCAGCCGAACACAGCUGUUUACCAUCCCCCAGCGAAAGGCUUACCGUACCCGACUCAGGGACAAGCUUCAAUCAGUCCCGGACCGGUCGCUAUGCAGCAGACUCCUCUAGUUCCUAUUUCGAGUCCGGUGGUGCCAACGCAGAUCAAAUUAGGUUCACAGGCAACAAAAAAACCCGCUUAUCAGCCUCCGACCAUCAUCAACAGUUUAGCGGCACAGGCUCGUACAAAUAGCUCGGCCUUGGGCAAUAUAUCUACCGAUGCACCCGGUGCAUACGUGAUUCCCUUACAGAUUUCGAAGAAUGUCGAGUUAUUGCAACGGGCAGAUUACGGGUCACAGCUAAGGCGCAUGGGCAAGGAUCAAACAGCUCCAAAACGGAAACGUGGAAAAGGCGAGGUCCUUUGGUUCAAGGGUCCAAGUGUGGUGAUUUCAGAGCGCUUGUUGAACACUAAGAAUGACCUUACGGAUGUGCCUCUCAACAGGUGGUCCAAAAAACGGAGAAUGGAAUACGAGGAAGUUGACCCCGAGGAUAACGACUUUAUGAACGACGACCAUGAAGAUAAUGGGAAUGGAACGGGGGGCGCUAAUGCCGGCGACGAUGAUUCGGAAGAUGAGGAGUCCACUUUACCCGGAACCUUCCCACUAGGACUGAGACCUUCAGCAGCGUAUAUGGCGUACAGACUAGCAGCCCAACAGAGUAACCAAUGA
Lachancea sp. 'fantastica' is the source of this 2622-nucleotide messenger RNA. Lineage: Eukaryota; Fungi; Ascomycota; Saccharomycetes; Saccharomycetales; Saccharomycetaceae. The record is from the annotation of a GenBank genome assembly.